Malassezia restricta is the source of this 2058-nucleotide messenger RNA. RefSeq names its product N-alpha-acetyltransferase 35, NatC auxiliary subunit. Gene Ontology annotation, cellular component: NatC complex. The transcript has a single exon. Lineage: Eukaryota; Fungi; Basidiomycota; Malasseziomycetes; Malasseziales; Malasseziaceae. Gene Ontology annotation, biological process: N-terminal peptidyl-methionine acetylation. The coding region runs from base 1 to 2058 and encodes 685 amino acids. The record is from RefSeq and is a predicted model, not a curated record.
AUGCAGGCGCUUCCGGAUGGAUGGAGCGAACAAACACAAGCAUAUUGGGAAGCCUGUAGCCAGAUUAGGCCCGAAUAUUUCGUGCAUGAUAAUGGAUAUGCGCUUUCUCACCUCAUGAAUGCCAUCGAGGUCAUGGACCCUAUUAUGGACGCAGGUAUGGCCUGCCCGACUGACAUGAUACCCGAAAAAGAGCGUGUGCCGCACCAUCAUGGUCCUUUUCCCAGCCUUUCGUGUCAAGAUAUAUGCUGGGUGCUAGACCGCUUUGUCGCUUGUGAACUCGACUGGUUGCAUGGCGCUGCACUGGUGCAAACCAUUUACACAAGCACAUUUUUUCAUGAGCACGUCUUGCUCGGUACGCAAACGGGGCGGCAUUGGAGUCAAACGGUCUUGGUAGCCUACAUUUUUGCCACAGUCAAAGGAUGCGGCAUACAAUGGAAUGAGCUGGCUAAGCAGCUAGUACUGGACCAGGAAGACUAUUGCAGCGAUACAGGUGGCAUCGCCUUUCCUGAUGCGCAUUCUGUCUCGUCCAUUGUCGACCGACUCGAACAGGCUGCUGUUGAAGUGAAACAGCAGCUGGACCUUGAUGAGGCUUCUAGUCUUUCUAUGCGUCUCGCGUUCCGAAAACACUGGUUGUUGUGCCUCUCGGCUUUGGCAGCCGAUGUCCCCGACAGUAUGGAUGUGCACAUUCAUCUAGAGUCAUGUAUGCAACUGUGGGUGGCGAUAUCGACCUCCAAGUACCCGUUACAAGCUUCAGCGAUGCUUGAAGCACCUCAACACCUGCACGUGUUUUUUGACGUGGCGUUGAGCCGCACGCUUUCGUCACACAUCCCUAUGCGACCUGUCGCGCCGCCAGAUAGGCAGCAGGUACUUGAUGGCUGGCACCGCAUUUUGUUCAAAGAAAUGCCUAUACCUUUGCGACUUCUUGCAUCCACUGACGUACUAGCUUGGAAGUCACUACUUGAGUGCGCCGCCGUGACCUUCCAGCGGCAGCAGGCGCCUGUGCCAUUGGUCCGCUCCUUCAUCCAAACUAUGGUGGCUAAUGGGUACACAGUGAUGGGUGGAACGCAUGAUACCGAGCAUCUUGCAGUCAACCUGCUUGAGACGUGGCGAAGCAUCUGCGUGCAAAAUAUUAUGGUGCGCCUCGAAUGGUAUCAACACAGACAGCCUACUAGCGUACUUCCCAAAAUGUUGUCGCAGUUCUUGCAGCGACUCGGCGCAUCCAUCGCCCAAACUUUGAGAAUAUUUGCUCAAAAUCGCGCGCGUCAAAGACGCUCUUUCAGCAAAGCCUAUUCGUCGUGGAUGGACCUGCUUGACUUGGCGAGCACUCUUACCUCCAGGAUCAACGAUAUCGUCCCGAUCCCGGGCGAUGCACUGACUGGACCUAUUUUGUACAUGAUACUUGUGCAUAUGGAACACACUAUGGGGUCGGGUUUUGAGCUUGAGCUGUACCAUGCCGAAGAACGCGCAUGCAUGUACUGGGUCCUCGCCCUCGUGUACGGUGAGCAAUAUGCUUUAACGAAGGAUCAUACGUCCAGUUCAUGGCAAUGUAUGGCUCAUGCCUCGAGGGCACAACAACAUCUGUGUUCUGCUUUGGCUAUCUUGCAUGUACAGACGCAUGGAAACCAACUCUCUCGGACGCACGCCGCGUUUGCUCGACGACUGAAGUGGCUUCGCAGGCCACCAUGGUGUUCCCCGCCUCGCCUAUGCAUCGCAACAUCUUACGCUCCGUUUGAUGUCAAUAUGUGCUGGAAAUCAUAUGAAUCAUGGCAUCAGACGACGCUUUCACAGCCAAUGCAUGCACCAGCAUUGCAUCAUCUCGACCAAAGUGUGAUUUACGCGAAACACGCGAUGGAAGCUCGAGUCUCUGAUGCAUCUGCGAUAUUAUGUCGCCGUGAACGUCGAACUCUGGACCAGCAUAUAUUGGAUGUGGCACUAGCACUUGGUGCAUGGGUUCGUAUGCAUCCCUCUCAGGGGCCGGUGGAGUCUUUGUGGACAAAUUCGCAUCAUCCAUGGUAUGAUACACUACAACCCCUACUGUUGGACGAUAAGACGCACUGA